AUGCUCUACACCAAAGACGUCGAUAACCUUCACGAUCACUGUGAGAAGAAAAACGCUUUCACGUGGUUGAUGAACUGCACUACUGACUUCAACUCUGGGACUCUCGGUGGCGGUAACAGUGGAUUGCUUAAAAGAUUCAGCUGUAGAAGAUCCAUUAGACUGCGAAAAAUUGAAAACUGGACUAGCUGGAACGACGAAACCGAAAAUCCGACAAAUACUACCUCUGCUCAAUCACCGUCGCCCAUAACCACCGCCAAUACUUGCAAUGCCGAUACCGCUCCACCGCUACUGCAAAAUGCUACAGCUUCAACACUGGCACUUUCUGCUAUCUGUACCAACAACGUAAGCAUUCCACCGCCGAUAUGCUCCACAAACCACCACAACAUUACUACUACGCAUCCGCCGUCAACCGUCACCUCUAUCAACACAUGUUUUCAACCACCGACAUUCCCGACCGGUUAUCAUAACCGCACUGUUCCACAUCCACCACCAACCGCCACCACCGCUACUGUGAUCUCUACCAACGCUCAUGCAAGCUGCACACCCGUACUGAGCAAUGGAUUAUCGACUACCAAUUUCACACUACCAGCCACUGUGCCGCCUACAGCAACUGACCUUGCCGUAUCAGUUUCGCAUUCUACAUCAUCGAAUUCACCUCAUACUUUAAACAUUCCGCAAUCAGAGUCUAGAACAACCAACAUUCUGCAACCGUUACCUAAACGAAUUAACAAAAACAGUCAGGAAGCUCCUCUAUUAGUUGCACCUCCAGCACAGCAAGUACAAGAUAGCAGCAACUGGUGUGACAGUAGUCUAAUCGAAUGCUUAAAACUCGUCCGCCAGAGUAUCGAUCGACCGCUCUCAUUCAUAUCGUUUAAGCUGCGGGUCCCUAGCGAUUUCGAAAAUUUAAUAACUUCUCCGGACUUCUGGCCAUCCGGUGUGUCUAUUGCUCCUUUUUUAGAGCAAGCACCCCUACGCAGACCGAAUGCAUCACGACCUCCACCACGACAACAAAAUGUAUACAACUACACCCAAGUACAAUCUCCUCGAUCAUUCCCAAUCAUUUCUCAAUCGAUCCGUCGUCCCUACCCUCGCUCACCGGUACAGUACCCUCCAAUGCCUUAUCAGUAUCCAACUCGACAAAGCCAAACACUUGUUUAG
Messenger RNA from Malaya genurostris, 1158 nucleotides. RefSeq lists its product as uncharacterized. NCBI's taxonomy places the organism in Eukaryota, Metazoa, Arthropoda, Insecta, Diptera, Culicidae. The record is from RefSeq and is a predicted model, not a curated record. The transcript has 4 exons. The coding region runs from base 1 to 1158 and encodes 385 amino acids.